UCCUGGCUCACCAUUGAUUCCUUUGACUGAAUAUCUUCUUCCUGUCCAAUACCCUUUGCAGUUAUUAGCGUAUCGUGAUACUUUUUGCUUUCACAAUGGUUCAGACAAAGGCACCUGCCGAAGCUUACGGCGUGUGUACAGCACACAGCAAUGAGCUGCUUUUGGCAUGGUACUCCUCCGACUCGACGGAUGGAAAAUCUGCGCCAUCUGAUCCAGAUUCCACAUAUACGUGCGUAACUUCGGGAAAGAUCCCUGAUUUUCCUGCGAAGACGCAAUGGGUGAGCUUCGACGCCAUGUGGGAGAUCAACAAGCCUGUCAUGAUGAUGGCUGGAACCAAUGAGGAGGAGGCUGGAUUCAUGAAGAACGCCAUCACAGAAGUGUCUCAGAAGACGCAAAUUGAUAAACGAUUGAUCCUUGCCGAGAUCAUGCAGGAGUCCACUGGAAAUGUACAUGUUCAUUGUAUGACAGAAGGCUCGGGCUCGCAUUGCGGUCUGAUGCAGGCCGGUGAUGGUUCGCAAAAAUACGACCCCGCUGACCCCAACGGAAGCAUCAAGGCUAUGAUCAAAGACGGCGUUUGUGGAAUCGCAGCUGAGAAGGAUCCAGGAGGUCAGGGGAAACCUGGACUGCUGCAUUACUUCAACGGCGGCGCAACGCUCAUGGGUUGGAUUGACCAGUCCCUUUUUGGUACUCCGUACGCUGCUGCAAGAAUGUACAACAGCGGAUCGAUCAGCAAUGGAAACUUGAACAUCUCUCCAUUCGACCCUCACACCAGGGCAUAUGCCAACGAUAUCGCGAACAGGUUGCAAGGUUGGAAUGGUGGCCGCGCGGGAUGUGACAAGAGUGUACAGUGUGGCCUUCGGAGUUCGUGUGACUAGCUGGUUGAGCCGGUAUGAGUGAACACGUUUGCUCUCUACUGUCAAUAUA
Pseudovirgaria hyperparasitica is the source of this 924-nucleotide messenger RNA. RefSeq lists its product as uncharacterized. The record is from RefSeq and is a predicted model, not a curated record. Lineage: Eukaryota; Fungi; Ascomycota; Dothideomycetes; Acrospermales; Acrospermaceae. The coding region runs from base 96 to 875 and encodes 259 amino acids. The transcript has 3 exons.